Molecule: messenger RNA, 12340 nt
Organism: Schistosoma haematobium
Lineage: Eukaryota; Metazoa; Platyhelminthes; Trematoda; Strigeidida; Schistosomatidae
Product: Tensin 1
Exons: 24
Coding region: 2326-5052 (908 amino acids)
Source: RefSeq, a predicted model, not a curated record
GUUUCACACAAAAAAAAGAAGACCAUCUUAACCAUAGUGAUUAUAUUGUGAAUUCAUUAUUGAUUAUUCAUUGAUAAUCAAUAAAUCAAUUAAAUAAUAAAUCAUUAUUGAUUCAUUCAUAAAAUGGCACCAGGGAAAUCAUUAAAUUUACGUGGUGGUUCAAUUAGUCCAAGUGCAAAAUCAUAUGAAACAUCAGUGAUUAAAGUUGGCGGUGAAAUAUUUGAUCCAGAUGGAUAUAGAAUGGAUGUGACUGUAUGGUUUCGACAUAGAAAUGAAGCAUUAUAUUAUGUAGACAGUGGUGGUAAUGUACACGGACCAAUGGAUCAACGACAUACUGCACGAUUAGGAAAUAUUAGUCGUAGUGGUCAAUUCAUUCCUGGAUCACGUUAUUAUCUUGGUGAUAAUAUAACAAGUGAACGGUUUAAACGACGUCAAUCUGAUAGUGGUGCAUGGGAUUCUCGUUCAGAAAUUCAUAAUCAUCAUGUUCACAAUGCAUUUCGUAGUCGUACUUAUUCUGAAACUAGACGUUUGAAUGAAUACUCUGAUAAUUCAAUGUCUACACGUUAUCAUAAUCAAUCAAAUCAACAACCAUAUUAUAAGACAACUGCAUCACAUAAUAUAUCAAAUCAUUCACCAACACAUACACAUAUAUCACGUUGGUCAUCAAUGCAAACAACUGGUACACAAGGAUUAUGGAGAGGAACAAGUGGUGGACGAUAUGCUACUACUUUAACAAGACAACAUAUUAAAAAACAUCAUGAUCCAAUUGAAAUGGUAGUUAAACAUACACCAUCAGCUGGUGCAUCAAGAGUAGAUUUACUUUCAGUAGAUAAUCGUCAAGGUAGUUUACCACAUUUAGCCGCCUAUUCAAUUCAUAAUACAGGAGGAAUAAGUGAACGUGAACAAAAAUUACAAAAUGAAUUAUUAAAUACACAACGUGAAUUACAACACUUAAAACGUUCAAGAAGUUUAACUGGUGAUCAAAAUUUAACUCAUUCAACUACAUUAAAACAAACAUUGAAAUCAGGUUCUAGUCAAUAUUUAAAUGAUGGAUUUUGGACAACGUAUAGUUUAAAAAAGAAUGAAGGUCAACCAUGUGGUGCACGUAUUGCAGGUAAGUUAUUCUAUAAUCACGAUAGUGACUAACACAAAUUAUUGGGAAUAAGAAUUUCAAAAACCCAAAAUAACAGAAUCUGAUCUGAUAUUCUCAGUUCACAGAAUAUGGACAAAGAAUAAAAUAGUUGAGAUCAUUAGUCAAUUGAAGCUAGACUACCAUGAAAAACCUUGACGCACUGGACGACCAUUUCGUCCUAUUGUGGGACUCCUCAGCAGUGCUCAUCGUGGAUAGAACAAAACGGACGUCCAGUGCUUCCAGGUUUUCCAUGGUAGUCUAGCUUCAAUUAAUUCAUGAUCUCAACUGUUGAAAUUACUACAAUCUCCACAAAAACCCCUUCUGAUACUAAAGAAUAAAUAGACAAUAAACAUUGCAUGGUUCGUUUAUUUUUCAACCUUGAUUUUAGCAUGUUGCAUUUCUAAUGUCAAGGUCAAUAACUAUCCAUUCUUGUUGUUGUGUGUUUUUUUUAAAUAUUUUUGUUCUGAAAUAUUUCAUUUGUGCAUAAUUUAUUGAUAUAUCUAUAUGUGUAUGCAUGUAGUAACUAACUAGCAACGUUCAAGAUGUUUACGUAAACAAGGGUUUGUGUUCGCUCUCUCUCGCUCUCUCUCUGUCGCUUGCUCUUUCUCUCUCUCUCGCUUUCUUUUUCAUUUCUUCGAGCCAAAUGGUAUUAUAUAGGUCAAUAUUUCAUUUGGAUAAACCAAUGCAUAUUUAUCACGUUAACAAUAAAUCAACAAAGUCAAUCAGCAAUAUUCUUGGUAUUUUCUAUACAGUAUAAUGAAAACAGCAUCCAACAUUGGAUUCGUGUUAUAUGCUACUUAUAUCUGUCAACAUUAGUAGUAUACCUCAUAUAACUUCUAUCCCAAUACGGAAGAGAAUUUGGGAUAUUUAUUUUUUGUGCAUCCAUUUGUACUACUGUACUACUACUAAUACUACUAAUACUACUACUACUACUACUACUACUACUACUACUACUACUACUACUACUACUACUACUACUACUACCACCAAUACUACUAAUACUACUGUAAACAUUACAAUUAGUAACUAUACCAAUGUAUGUAGAUGUAAAGAAGUAUAGAUAUGUAUUACUGAUCAUGUACAUCACAAUAAUAAUGAUAAUAAUGAUGAAUUCUUUUAUUCAGAAUGAAUGACAAGUAUUAGUAUUAUUACUAUUGAAUGAAUAAUUAAAUAUACAUCUAUAUAUAUAGUGAAUGGCUAGUCAAGCAAGUAGAAUGGAAAGUAAAUUAUAUACAAGUCAUUUAAUGAAUUCAUCAACAACUCCAACUAUUACAACUAAAUCUACAUUACCUAUUAUUGAUCAAGAUGGAUAUACAAGAAGUUAUUUUAAAGAACCUAUUCCAUCAUCAUCAUCAUCAUCAUUAUUAUUCUCAUCAACACCAUUGUUCACUUCAACUCAUCCUAGAAUUGUAUCAUCAAAAGAUAUUGGAAAUAAUAAUAAUAUAAAUGAUAAUACUAUUGAAACAUACACUAAACGUACUAUUCAUAAUAAUGAAUUAGGAUCUAGAUUAUCACCAAUAAUAACAAAUAGACAAUCAAAUGAAUUCAUGAUGAAAUCUACGGAACCAUCAUCACCAAUAGUGGAUUAUUUAUUAUAUGAUGCACCAGCAUGGAUGAGACAAUCUAAAAUAAAAAAUCAUAAAGUAAUUAGUAGUGUGAAUAGUAGUUCAACAAUAUCUUCUAAUAUUAUAACAACAACAGCGGCAGCAGCCGCAGCGAGAACACCAGUAGUGACAACAAUAUCACCAUCAUCUAAUAUAACGCAUAUUGUAAAUGAUACAAAACCUAAUACAGAUAAUAUUACAAUUAUACAUAAGGAGAAUGUAAAGAAUAUGAAUUCUGGUAGUCGAAUAACAAUACAAUCCGAUUUAAGUAAUAAUAAUAAUAAUGAUCAUUUUAUACGAUCAUCAAGUCCUCGAUCGAAUGGAUCAUUUCGAUUUGUAAAAUCUGGAUCACGUAAAUUUCCAGAAAUGAAUCCAAAACUUAAUCCUCCUACAUACAUGCAGAAAUUGGAUGAUGUUCUUGUUGAAAAUGAAAUGAACACUGAACCAUUUAAAACAAUAAAAAAAUCCAAUAAAUUCAAUCUAAACAAAAAUCCUGAUCAUGAUGAAGAUUGGACUGUUCAUGAUGGAUCCCGUAGAUUUACACCAAUUUUAUCAUCACCUAUAUCAAUGAAAACACCACCACCAUCACAAUUCCAAUCUCAAUCCCAACUUCGACCCUUAUCACCACCGUUACCACCACUACCCCCAACAACAACAACAACUAUACCAUUAAUUGAAAAAAUUAAUCAAUUAACUACUAUCAAUAAAUUCAAUGAAAUCAUUCAACCAAAUUAUAAAGAAAAUCUAUUUACUGAACAAAAAUCAAUAUGGAAUAAAACGAAUAAAACAUUAACCCAAUUCAAUGAACAAUUACCUAAUUAUUCAAAUAAAUUCAAUCAUCAACGUAUUAUACAUAGUACACCAUGUAGUCCUACUAUCGAAAGAAAUAUCCUUAUUAAACCUAUUCAUAAUCAUGAGGAUGAUGAUGUUAUAUUAAGAAAUCAUAAAAAAUCAUCAAUUGGUUUACCACCACGUCCAUUAAGAUCACCAAUUAUACGUUUAAAUGGUCGAUCUAUGUCACCAAUACAUCCUCGUAUAUCACCAUUACCAUCUUGUACAAAUAAUGAAGUAACUAAAAUUAAACAAAUUGAUCCUAUUACUGGUGAAAUUCAAUAUAUCACAUCUAGAACAAGAUCAUAUACUGAUUUAAAUACUAAUCAAUUAAUUACAGAAAUAGAAGAAAAUAUACAAGGUGAAGGAGAUACAGAAGUAAGAGUUGUUCGAAGGAAAACACGUAAAAUAAAACCGAAUACUUGUAGAGAAUCACGAAGUGUGGAUAGUUCAGGAUUUGUGAAAGAUUCAAGAAUUCGUCAAUCUACAGAACAAACACAAACUGAUCAAAUUCAACGUGAUUCAAGAACUCAUCAACGUACAGAAGAAACAAAAACUGAAAAACAUAUUGAAGAAGAGUUAAAUUAUCAACGCUCUUCAACGAAAGUUCAACCUCAAAGAACAUCAAGUCAGAUGAAUAUUAGUGGACCUAGUACAAUGACUAAAACUGCAUGGUUGUCAGAAACCAAUUUAAGGAAUAGUUCAACAUGCAAACAACCACCAAUGUAUUCAACUUAUUCAGCUCAUAAAGAAAAUAUGAGACGAAUGCAAGAACAAAGAAGAACAACAGAAGAUUGGCAAGCUUCAAAUAGACAAUUACAUGAUUCCAGAUCAGUGGGUAGUCGAGCUGUUUUAGAAGAAAUGGAAACGAUAACAUUACAACCAAUUGGUCGUGGUGUACACGACUUGGAACCACCAACUGGUUCUAUAGCUAGAUCAGUUCGUGCUACAACACCAAGUGGUUUAUCAACAUUUCCAACAUUGUUUAAUCGACCUCAUUCAUCCGCUGGAAGAAUAGAUCUAUCAAUAUCAGGAAUAAAACGAUCUAUUAGUAAAGAUUAUUAUAGUCCAAUAAGAAUGCAACGUAGUACUAUUGAUGUACCAUAUAGUCAAACUACACAAGCAUUAUUAAGUCCAUCUAUCAAUCGACGUUUAGUUGGUUUCACUAAUACUGGUCAUUCAUCACGAAUUUCAAGUAUCAAUAAAAAUGUACUACCUAUUAUACAUCAUCAUGAUCAUCAUCCUCAUCAUAAUAAUCUAGUGUAUAAUAGUAGUCAUGGUAAUAAUAAUAAAUGGAAUUCUAUGGAUCAUCAAUCAUUGGAAUUAUUAAAUCAAACAUCUAUGAAUAGGAAUUCAUAUGCCAGGCAAACUCUUACACAGAAUAUUCAAGAAAUGACACAGAAACAACGAUUAUUACUAUUAUCAUCAUCAUCUAAUCAACAAUAUUAUCCAAUAUCUAGUCAUAAUAAUAAGUUAGGUAAAUGAAAUCCAUCGCUUCUCACAAUUCGCUUCUUAUAACUAAUAACAAUAAUCAUCUAAUAAAGCUUAUUUAUUAUUGAUAAUGUAACGCAAAUUAUGGUAUCCUAUUGAUGCUAAUCCACCACCACCACCACUACUCUGAUGAUGACAUAAUCAUCUUAACCCAAAUCUAUCAUUUGAGUGAUGUUCUGUUUAUGUUUAUCCCUUUUUUUAUUUCCAAGGGUUCAUUUCAUUCUGUAUGGAUAGUGACAUGAAUAUCACACUAACUAGAUCAAUAAUUGAUAAUGGUGUUUAGUGUAUAACAGUUCAUUUCACUUCUAACACAGAUGAUAUAUAUAUAUAUAUAUAUAUAUGUCAAUAUAUCAAUGGAUUGAUCACUAGGGAAGGAUCAAUGUCAAAUUCUAUUCAGUGUAGAUCCAAUCCUAUCAACCUGGUAAUAUCUCUGACUGUAAAACUGGAUGAUAUGUGAUCGAAUCCAUCAGAGAGUAUCCGUUUCCUUAAGAUUAUAGGUACAUCUUUCUGAUGAGUGUAAGAUAGCACGAAACCUAAGUCCAGGGUUACUUGUUGACUACCUCUAACCACUAUCCUUAGAAGUCUAACAUAUUUUUAAACGUUGUAGCUAUCGAAUAUUCAUUGUAAAUGUUUAAGACAUGUAUCAGUGACCAACAUUUCAUCAAACGUACCGUUAAGUGAAUGUAAAUGAGCUAUAAGUAAAUUAACGACAUUCCUAAUAGCAAUUUAGUAAAAUGUAAAUACAUCGUAUUGUCUCGUACAAGCUUCAUUAUUCCUUGAUUCAUCUUAUUAUCUUACUUGCUUUCAGUUUCUUCUUUCGUCAUUUUAUUACAAUCAUCUCAACUUUCUGAUCGCAGACAUUCCACUGCUGAACACUGUUACAUACUCACAAUUGAUUGAUCACUGGGUGGCAAUCAAUGUCAUGUGUGUCAAGUCCUUAUUAGUGCAGAUCUAAUGCUAUCGACCAUGCUGCAAUGUGGCCAACAGUCUAGGUGAAUCGACAUUGCGUGCACUAUAUAUUGAGAUUAGAUGGUGGUUGGACGUACUCGACAGGAAACCCUGGACCCGUGUUUCGUGCUACUUGGCACUCGUCAGCAAGGUGUACCUGUAAUCUUGAGGGAACUGGUGCUCCCUGGUGGAUUCGAUCUCGUGUCACCCAGCUUCACAGAGACGUUACCACUGAGCUAUCGGAGCCGCGACCGACCUCCUGUAGGACCGAGAUGUAAUCACAAUUGAUUGGUCAUUGGGUGGCGAUCAAAGUCGUGCGUGUCUAGUCCUUAUUAGUGCAGGUACACCAUGCUGAUGAGUGCCAAGUGGCCCGAAACCCGGGUCCAGGGUUUCCUGUCGACUACCUCCAACCACCAUCUCACUGUUACAUACUACUUAAGCCUGUAAACAUGAGUAGCAAACAUCAAAAUACCAUAAUCCCUGUCAUUCAUGUAAUAAUUAUAACAGUUCUAGAAUAUACAAAACCUUUCUUUAAAUCAUUGAAAUCGAUCAAUUUAAUUCAAUCAUUUAUUUGAGAUAUUACUAUUGUACUUAAAAAGUAGUAACUUACUUCAUCAAGAAAUAUUUUAUCAAUCUCUAUAUAUCUAUAUUAUUUACGCCUGUUACCCGCAAUGGAGCAUAGGCCGCGGAGCAGCAUUCCCCAACUCACUCUGUCCUAUGCCUUCCCUUCUAGUUCUAUCCAAAUGACGAGAAGAAAGCGAAAAGAAAUGACGCGCAGUAGAGAAGGCAUAUGUGACUUCAGAAGAAUGGUCUGUUCAGAAGCUAGAAUAAGUUAUAUGGGCUUAACAUAGCAACCGACACUACAGAUUCAUUGAAUAUUUAUAGAAUACAAUAGAAAUACGGACAACAAUCAAUCAAUCAAAUCUUAAGUCAGUAGAACAAGCUGGUAGUCAUUUUGGUGGAGAAAUUCUAAUUGCUUACUUCUUUCUAAAGUGUAUGUUGAUACUGAUGAUGAUUUUGUCUAGAAAUCUUCAUACAGUUCAGGGGACAUAAUAUACCUUCAGAAAUGUUAUGCAAUAGACAGUUGGCAAAUCAUACGUGAUAAGAACAGUAGUUUACAAUACAAUCUAAUAGAGAUUAGAACUAUAUCUUGAAUACUAUUAUGACUUUAAACUGAUUAGUUUGUAUUAUUUGCCGGUCAACUGACUAACAUCAUGAAUCUAGGUAAAUCUACAUCUAAUACAAUAAUUACACUGAAUAAGUCCAUUGGGAACCGAAAAUAGAGAAGGUUAAAAGAUGUUUAUAUGUACAAUUCUGCUUAACUGAAAAUCACGUUAACAUGUUGAGCUUCAGGAGAUUGUUCAAUGUUAGAAUAUACAUCCCUAACUGAUCGUGAUUAGACAACCUAAUUGGAUGAAGUUUGAAAUGUAAAUCAUUAGAUUUUAACUCAAUCGUUUGAAGAGAAAACAAUCGCUGCCACACCUGGAAGUAUUUGAUUCUAUUCCCAAUGACAUGGUUAAUGAGCACUAUUGAACCUUGUACUAAAAACCAAUGACUCAAUCCUUUAUAGUAUUCAAUGAUUGGUUAAUCAAGAUCAGUCCCUGAUAUAAUCAUUAAACUAUAUGUUUAAAAGACUAUUCAUAGUUAUUUGAUGUAUCUGGCUAAGAGUGUAGUAAACGAGAACAAAAAUGAGAACAAUCGAAGAUUUUCAUGGCGUUUUGUUCUCUGAGCUGGAUGGUUUGGUCGUUCAAAAGAACGAUGAAUGCUCCAAGAUCAAACCAUCCAGCUCAGAAAACAAAACUCUAUCAAAAUCAUCCACCUGAGCUACACAUCUUCUCCACUAUUUCACAAUCGAAUAUAUUUGAAUACAAAAUGACAGAAUCACUUAGUGUAGUAUCUGAGAACCAAACAGUAAAUACUUCAUUUGCAAAAUGUCUAUCAAUCACUUCAAACUUUAUUGUUCGUACAUUUCCACACCAACCAUUCUGUGUUCUUGUUCUUUUCUUCUUCAAUCUUCUUAACCUUCUACCUCCAGGCAUUUCACUUCCAAUGGAUGAUAUAUAUACUACUUAUAUCUAUCAAUAUCAGUAGUACACAUCACAAUGAUGCCAUUUAUUCCAAUUAUUAAUUUAAUAUAUUAUAGAGUUAUAAAUGAAUUUAAGUGAUGAUCAUUUAAGAAGAAAUGCUUGUUAUACAUUAUAUAUUAUUCAUGGUUAUUCAUUUCAUUAACAUAUAAUUUAACAGUUAACUAUAUAUACUACUUAUUUACAAUCAUAACAUUUAACAAACGUUUAACUAUCAAGCUAAAUUAUACCAUUUCAUUAUAACAGAGAUAAUUCAUAGAGUUCUAUGUUCACUAGUCAAUUACCAAGUUGAUUAGUUCAAUCAUUUAUAUUGCUUAUAUUGCUUGUAUUUUAUUUUCAUUCUCUUAGUUACCUUAGAUUAUAUGAGGUGUAUAGUGUAACUGUGAACAUGAUGACUGUGUUUAUAGGUUAUACAUAUAUAUAAAUGUUUUGAACUUAACACUUUUGAUAGUUGAACUCAUGGGUGAAUUGAAGUUAGACCACUAUGGAAGAACUAGAAGUACUGGACGGCCGUUUCGUCCUAGUAUGGGACUCGUCAGCAGUACGCAUCUAAGAUUCUGCUUCGAAAGAUUCGAACCCAGGAUCAUUAAAAAAAUAUUAGAACAUCCAUAAAAAUCCCAUUCUCAUAAUGAUCUACAUGUGCUCACUUGUGAUGGACUCUCAGAGGUAUUUGGUGGAGUUCUAGUGAGAAGCUGUGACUAAUGGAGUCCAACCAUGUUUGUUGUAGAGGCAGUUACUCAUUGAUGACGUUAGUGGACGGCGGUGCAAUAUCGUCAAUUUAGACACUGACACCAUUGGAUGUUGGACAGCUCAUUCGCUUAGAUGUUCUUAGGUUUGAAGUUCGCGAGCGGGAUCAUGGAUGCUCACUGCUGAAGAGUCCUACAAUAAAACGAAACUACCGUCCAAUGCUUUCAGGUUUUUCAUGGUGGUCUAGCUUCAAUUGACUCAUAAAUUCAACUAUUAAAUAUCCACAAAAAUCCCAUUCUGGUAAUUAACAUUAAUGAUUUCAAUUAAUGAUAUAAUAUUUUUUAACUAGCGAAUAGAUCAUACGCUCCUGGAUUAGAACAACAAGAUGGUUUCCGUACAAUUGCAACAACAAAUUAUCAUCGUGAAAUGCAUACAUCUGGACCACAAUCACCAUAUCUUGGGACAAUCAGACAUAAUUCACAAUAUGAAGCAACACCAAUAGUGAAUCGAUCAGUAGUUCAACAAUCUGUUAUACCAUUUUCACCAAAUGGAAGUUUAUGUGGAACGAAUAUUGGUGUUGAUAUUGUAGAUGGUGAUACAGUAGGAAUGCGUCAAGUUCUUGAUACAUCUAAAUAUUGGUAUUUACCAGGAAUCUCACGUCCUGAUGUUAUUGCAUUAUUACGUGAUAAAGAACCUGGAACUUUUGUUAUACGUAAUAGUAAUACAUAUGCUGAUAGUUUUGGUUUAGCAUUGAAAAUUCCUCCAAAUUCACCUAGAGUUAUAUCGAAUAAAGAGGAUAUUCAAUCUGAAUGGGUACGUCAUUUUCUAAUUGGUACAGUACCUAUGCAUGAUGGUCGUGGUAAUGGAGUACAUUUACGUGGUUUCUCUAGUGAUCCAACAUUUCCAAGUUUAGCAGCAUUUGUUCAUUAUCAUAUUCAUAAACAAGGUGCAUUACCAUGUACACUUCGUCUUCCAAUAUUUAAUAAUCAAACAUUAUAUAAUCAACAAAGAACUACUAUUAAUGAACAAACAGUUUAUGGAUUAGAACCUUCAUUACAGACAAUAUUACCAACUACUAAUACAAUGAGUACGGAUAUGCUUUAUCUUGGUUCUGUUGAAGUAGAUCGUCUUGAAAAUAUGAAUGCAGCAAUUCGUGGAAUUGGAAAAAUAAUAAGUUUAGCACAAUCAUAUACAGAUGGUUUACCAAAACGAUGUGAAGUUCAAAUUAAAGUUAUACCACAUGAAGGAAUUACGUUUACGGAAAAAUAUAGACGUGCUGUUUGGAGAAAAACUAUUAAACCUAAUAAUUUACUUUGGUGUGGUUUAGAUCCAGAAAAUCGAGAAUUUAAUGAUGCGGAAUUACGAUCUAAAGGAAUGUAUGGUUCAAAAAUAUUUGCAUUAGUUGCACGUAAACAACGUUUCUGGUUACAUGAUAAUGUAGUUUAUGUAUUUUGUGAAAUUGAUCAUAAUCAUUCAGCUAUUCAAUUAGUACGUUUUAUUAAUUCUAUCUUUCCUGGUUUAAGGGAUUAAUUGAAUGAUAUUUCUAUAAUAUAUAAAUGAAUAUAUGUUCUAUAUAUAUAUAUGUAUGUUCAUGAAGGAUCUUCUAUUUCAAUCAUUCUGAAUAAAGUUCCUUUCACCUAAUAUGAAUUGUUUGUUUGUUUUUUAAUUGAUCAAUUUUAAUUGAUCAUUUCAUUCUAUUUAACAUUGAAAACAAUCUGGAUCAUCAUUUCAUCUUAUUGAUAAUGAUACUGUUGUUGAUGGGGAAUGAAUGAAUGAAGGAAUGAAUGAAUGAGGCAAUCCAUUGACAUAAUGUUUUCACAAUUUAUUCAUGAAUGAUAUUUCUCUCUUUUUUUUCUCUUUUUUUUCUUUUUUUCUUUUGCCACUUUCGUUGAUUGACUUUUCUUUAUUUUAACUCAAUUCAAUUCAUAAUGAAUCAAUUGAUGAUUUCGAAUGGAAUUUGUUUUUGUUUUUUUCUUAAAAAUUUUUUUUUUUAAAAGAAAAGAGAAAACAUUUUCGGGUUUUUUUUCUAAACUUUUUUCUUACUUUCAUAUUUAUAACACACACACACACACAUCUAUAUAUAUACAUGAUACAAUCAAUGUUGAUCUGUUUCAUUUUUAAACUACCGCCACCACCACUACAACCAUAGCCACCACUACUACUAUUACUACGACUUCUGACGAUACUGUUGACAAUAAUACUACUACUACUACUACUAACUAUACUACUUAUAUACAAUACUAUACUAUUUAUUCUAUAUAUCUGCUUCUAAUUAUUCAAUUAUCGAUUUAUUUGUUUAUUUAUUUAUUUACUUGUUUACAAAUAAUCGUUUCAUACUUGAAUUCGUCUAUGCUUAAUUGAAAUUAUAUUUUGAAAAACAAAUAAAACAAAACAUGGUGUGUUCAAUAUUCAAUGUUUCUUAUUUAACAUAAAUAAUGGUAUCUGUUUGUUUGUUUCUUUAAAUGUAUUCAGUUGACCUUGAGUAGUAUUAGUUUACUGUUUUCUUUAAAAAAAGAACCGGGCUUUUUAAAACUUUUAUUUAUUUUACAGGUUACUUUCUUCUUUUUCUUCUUCUUUUGCUUUUUUCUCUUUUUUAUUUUUCUUUCUCAAUGAUAAAUAUUUAUUAAAAUGAAUAGUUUCUUCUAUAAAUGAACUUGCUUGAUAUAUAUUUGUUAAUUUCAAUGGGAAAUAAUGAGUUCAAUUACGUAAUGAUGUUAUAUAGAAGCCUAUAAAUCUUUUUUUUCUGAAGACUAUAUACAUAUAGAUACGUGUUGCUUAAGUAAUAGUUAUAUAUAUAUAUAUAUAUAUAUAUAUACAUAUAUAUGUUUAAUCUCUACCUUUUGGGUUAUUGGUUUAAAUGAACAAAUAUUUAUCAAAAUGUCUUUUGACUACUUAUUUAUUUAUAAAGCAUUCAUACUGUUCUCUCUCUCUCUCUCGUUUUGUCAUUCACAUACACAUACACAAACAAACACACACGCACAUGCACGCGCGCACACAUAUACACACACAAUCAAUAACAUGAAAGUUGAAAUCUUUCAACUAUAAAUGAACUUUAUCAAGCAUGAGAUAUAAUACGUAUCUAUGUACUUAAAAACAAAACAAAAUACUAUGUUCUUCUUCAUUUUUUCUUUUUUUGCUUAAGUUAAAACUGCUUUAGCUAAAAAUCAAUUUUAAUUUUGUACAAAUAUAUCAUAUUAUUAUAAUAUCCACAACAACAACAAGAACAAAACAAUCCUUCUGAUAUGAAUCCAUAUAUACUCAUCAGUGACUGGCUUCAAGUGGUGACCAGUAGAGUUCAACUAGGUCUGUUGUAAGAUAGUAAUUCACUGAUGACAUAGGUGAAUGUAUCGCUCAAUGUUAUGGAUUAUGUGAUGCCGCUGGAUGCCGAUCAUUUCAGUGGUCUAGAGGUUAAGUAUUCGCGCACCAGAUCGGUAGGUCUUAAGUUCGAAUCUUGUGGGAAGGGAUGGUGGAUGAGCAAUGUUGAGGUAGUCCUACAAUAGAACGAAACGGUUGUUCAGUGCUUCCAGAUUUUCCAUUGUGGUCAAGCUAUUAAAUUACUAUAA